Messenger RNA from Chiloscyllium plagiosum (whitespotted bambooshark), 2711 nucleotides. RefSeq names its product protein mab-21-like 4. The record is from RefSeq and is a predicted model, not a curated record. NCBI's taxonomy places the organism in Eukaryota, Metazoa, Chordata, Chondrichthyes, Orectolobiformes, Hemiscylliidae.
UUUUGUUAACUUUACACUUUUACACACCUCGGGCUGCUCGUAGGAGGACGAGAGACACUCAGAAAGGGCCACAGGUAUUCUUCAGGACACUGCCAGCAUGUGGUCUUCAAAUAGUGACAGGCUGGGCUGGUACCAAAGAUACUUGUCAGGGAUAAAAGCCUACCACGACAUAAAGGUCAUUGAUAUACAGAAAUGUGAAGACAUACUCUUCACGAUUCUCGACAGGGUCCAGCAGCAGGACUAUAGGUUCCAGGUGGACUACUCAAGAGCGCAUGCUUGCUUUGACUACACCAUCAGAACACAGUUUGAUGAGCUGGAUAUGGAGGUGUGUCUGUGGUUCAACGAUUUGUCCUUGCGGGUUGAAGAGAGCUGCGACACCCCUUAUAUUGCAGAUGGAAUCAGCCAUCAAGCCGUCCCGAAGAAAGGGGUGGCUUACCUGACUGUCCCUAAGGAGAGUGAAAGCAAAUGGACUGGGAGUGACAUUUUCCAUCCACUUCCAGAGUCGUCCCAGUGCUGUGGGCACAUCAUCCCUGGCAGAGUCAUAAACAUCCUGAAGGAGCUUCUUAAAGGGGCCAUUGUUUACUGUCAACAGAACAAUUUUAUUAACCCAGGAGAUGUAAAUGCUUUCUUGUUAAAUUUCGAUGGCCCUCGGUUAACACUGGUUCUCAGAAAUGUGACAAAGCCCUUACGAGUUAACAUCAUUCCAGUACUUCGGAGAGCCACAGCAAAGUUACUUGAAAAUGGAUUUCAGAAUGGGCACAGCUUUCCAGAGACAACCAGCCAAACAACCCCCGAGAACCUUGACAUCAGCAAUGGAACUUAUUACCGAUGGAGGUUUUGUUUUGAACGACCGAUGUGGAAGUUGCUGGAGAAAGCAGAUGCAGAUGGGGGCCAUCGCCUGGACAGCCUGUGCCUCCUGGACAGAAUUAAAACUGACCACUGGCUUCCGGGGGAACACAAGCGGGGACUCACAUUUAACAUGCUUAAGAUGGUAUUACUGUGGGCCAUGAAGUUUUUCCCAGCUCCGGAAGACUGGAUCGACCUGGAAUCAUCGGUUUAUCGGGUGGUAGUGGUGCUGCUCCGGUGUCUUGCCCUCCAGAAUCUGCCCAACUACUUCAUGCACGAGAUCAACCUGUUCCAGGAAGAUUUUCAGGCCCAGUUUGACUUCCAAGCCAUUUACGAGAAGGUGGAACAAUUUGCUGACACUCCUGAGAAAUUCCUGCAGAUACACCUGACCCACCUCCUGCCUGCCCCCCGCCAGCACAUUGACAGCUACCUGAAGAUGCUUCUGCAAAUCCAGGACAAUGAGGGCCUCUACUGGAACACAGCCUACUUUGACAUCAUCUUGAACAAGUUUCAGGUUUAUCACGUCCCAGAUGCUGAUAGAAUUGGAGCCAUGCAACUUGCCUGGGCCAAGACUACCAAACUAGUGACUGAUGAAGGAUGCUCAUCAUAAACCAGAAUGAAAGGCAACACAUACCUACACCACCUGCAGAUUAGACCAAAGACUCUUCUCCACAUCAACUGUAGACUCGAUCACAAUGUCACAUUCACACUAGCUAUGGACUGGAUCACCACUUUGUGUUCACACCAAUUACAGACUGGAUCACAAUGUCAUGUCCACCUCAACUGCAGUCUGGAUCACAAUCCUGUGUCCACAUUAAUGUAGAUUGGACCACAACUUCAUGUUCACUUCAAUUGUAGAACUGCAUCAUAACCCUGUGUCCACAUCAAGUGCAGACUGGAUCACAACCUCAUGUCCACACUACCUAUAGGUUGGAUCUCUAAAAAACGGUCUUUCAAUUCCAAGGAAAAGAGUAAAGAGACCGGGGAUACAACAAGAUAACACAAAUUAACCAACUAUUUCUAGACAAACUUCCUGUUGAUGAAAAUUGUUCUUUUAUUUUAUACAUCCCUGGUUUGCAAUUGUGAAAUGUUUUAUAGCAACAAUCUAUGUCGCUGCAUUCAACUAACUUGACAAAAGAUUUCCAAGUACUUAUUACAAGUCUAUUAUCUGAGCAAGUCCAUUGUCUCAUCCUAGUGCCAGUGUCAACAGGCUCAUGGCUCUCUGGGAAGCAACAGGCUCUGUGGUUUAAUAUGACUACCACAGAGGGGUAUGACUGGGUUGUGUGCUGUUGAAGAGUCUGACGGCAGACUAGGGAAAUGGUUCUUCAUAUGACGUUUGAUUAUAGAGUUUGGCUAAGUGAAGCUUCAGUUGGAGGAAGGGGGAGCGGGGUUUGUAUUGAUCAAAUACCCCAUCUGAUUAUUAUUAUGAACCAUGAUUUUGGGAAUGGAGGCUGCAGAGGGAAGGAGAGAAUGGGUGGGGACAGGAGUGGGCACAGCAGUUUCAGCUUUGGAAGGAACAGCAGCAAAGUGGUGAGUGGGAGGAGCACUGACAAACCAGUUAAAGGAGUCAGCAAAAUGUGAAGACUUUACUGAUGGGAAACAUUGAAGAAUUAUGUCUGCUAUUGGGUGAUGCUGUAUAAAGUAAUGAUACUGAAAGGGUCCAUGGUGAAAACUCCAAUAAGCUCCACCCAAUCUGAUGCUGGCAAGGGACUCAGUUGGGCAAAGGCAGAAUAUCUUAGGAUCUCAAAAAGGAUAGACCUGUUAUCCUCAGUCUCUUCAUAGUCUUAGGAACACAAUUUAUCUUACAGAUGUAACUUGUGUCUGAUUGCUAUCAUGCAAUAAACUGCACCAUGUUUAAGACAAGA